AUGAUCCAGCGGUCGCGCCGUGGGUGCUGGACCUGCAAAAGACGUCAUAAAAAAUGUGACGAGACCCGUCCUGUAUGUGAGAGAUGCACUCAAGCUGGCAUGGCCUGCGAAGGAUACGACACCCGCUUGAUAUGGGGCCCUUCUGACACAACAACUCCAAAUACUGGCAUGGUCUUAAACCCAGUUCGGCAGUCGCGGCCUCAACGGAGGUUAAGGCGUAGUAGGGUAGCCGAUGUUCACCCCGGUGACUCGCUUGACCUUGGUGCGGAACUAUCAGACUUGUAUCAGGUUCCGUCGCCUGACCAGCUUGAUCUUUUAUGUCUUCAAUAUGGAUCAAAUGGUCAAGCUAGCACUGAGAACCUGCUAAGCGAUGACAUAUCGAACCGAUUAAUGCAGAAUUUUUCCACCACAGGCUACCAGACCCUCACAGGAAGAGAUGGGCAGGAUGGUCUUUUCAAAUCAGAUAUCCUGCCUUUGUGUAAUAGCUGUGUCUCUUUGAGACAAGUCUGCCUCGCCUAUCAAGCAAGUCUGGAUACUGAGAUGGUACACUUGACACCGAUAUAUAUGCAGUCCGCUCUAUCACACUACUUCGACGACUUGAACACGCCGGAGAAGCUGGAACUGGAUGCGACGCUUGCAACUGGAGUUCUUCUCUGCAGUCUUAGUAUCAACUCCUUAUACAUCUGGACGCCUCUCCUGAAGGGGCUUCAUGGAGUUCUCCAACACCGGGGCAUCCUGACCACAGCUCAGCGAUCUCCCCUAGAAGACCAUCUACUUGAAGUGAUUGCUCUCCUAGACAUUCCGUCCUUCACACUCAACAGGAUCACUCGAUCGAUGGAGAUAUGGAAGUUACAUGUUUCCUCAAAAGGACAGGUUGGAAUCGAGCAGACUUCGGGCCUGCCGUAUUCAUUGAUCAACCUACUUGCAGGUCUAGGAUCACCUGAAGCGGAGGAGGGUCUCCUGAGAUGGACAGGUGAGCUGGGUGAAGAGUUCAUCCAGAUCCAUCUGUGGGAAGCAUUUCGAUUUGCAGGCGUUCUUCACAAUCGGGCACUUCUGGGCAAUGACCAGGACACAAGUGCUCCAGUUGCGAGUCCAAUGCCCCGAUCUGAAGUUGUUCGCAUAAAAAUCUUUGCAUCCGUCCAAGCAAUAGUCGAUUCUGGGGCAUUCACCUUUCGGCAACCCCUCGCUCGGGCUAUUUUCUACCCGUUGUUCAUUGCCGGCUUGUUUGCCGAGAAUUAUCAGCAGCGAAGACUAACGCGCUUGGCCUUUCAGCAUCUGAUGGAAGAUAGCCAGGAGCGGACAGAUGGUAGUACGGAGAAAGUUGCUUUAGAUAUUGUCACCAAUGUGUGGGAAACAGGAAAGGGACAAGGCCUGACGGCGAAGCUUGCGCUGGCUACAAAGUUUGCAGCUGAGUUGAACAUUGAACUCCAUUUAUACUAG
Penicillium mononematosum is the source of this 1440-nucleotide messenger RNA. RefSeq names its product Zn(II)2Cys6 transcription factor. The transcript is spliced from 4 exons. The record is from RefSeq and is a predicted model, not a curated record. Gene Ontology annotation, molecular function: DNA-binding transcription factor activity, RNA polymerase II-specific; zinc ion binding; transcription cis-regulatory region binding. Gene Ontology annotation, biological process: positive regulation of transcription by RNA polymerase II. Lineage: Eukaryota; Fungi; Ascomycota; Eurotiomycetes; Eurotiales; Aspergillaceae. The coding region runs from base 1 to 1440 and encodes 479 amino acids. Gene Ontology annotation, cellular component: nucleus.